Molecule: messenger RNA, 5892 nt
Organism: Oncorhynchus kisutch (coho salmon)
Lineage: Eukaryota; Metazoa; Chordata; Actinopteri; Salmoniformes; Salmonidae
Product: oxysterol-binding protein-related protein 7-like
Exons: 21
Coding region: 326-2983 (885 amino acids)
Cellular component (GO): nuclear membrane; perinuclear endoplasmic reticulum; cytosol
Molecular function (GO): cholesterol binding
Source: RefSeq, a predicted model, not a curated record
ACAUUUUACUCAUUGCUUGAGGACAGGGAAGCCGUCAUUGGCCGUUUCUAUAACACUUUUAGAAGGCAUUUCUUGUUUUUCCCGCAUAUUUGUUGAGAAAGCCAUGGUCAGCAAAAUGGUGAGGCUCUGUGAUUUGACAAACAAUUGGGAAAUCACAAAGUUUGUUGGACAUUUGAAGAAAAAAUAAUUACCAUGAUGAGAGUGGUCACACAUGAACUUCAGACCCAUACCCUCCUGAGAUGACAGGGAGUUUGUAGCAGGACAGUCUCACUGAAAAAUCUACCAUUAACACAAGGGAGGGAAGCCUGACAUUAUAAUUUCAAAAAUGGAAUCAUUUCAAAAUCCUUACGGGGCCACGCUCAACCGUAGCCAAUCGCUGAUGAGUGGCCUGGAGAAGACCCCUCCCACCUGCAACAAGCCCACCCACUCUCGGAGCAGUAGCACUGCCUCCUCCCGUCACUCCCGGAAUAUUAAAGAUUGGGAGGUGAUGGACGACCUUCAGGUGGACGUGACGUCAGGUGACAACCCCCAGGACCUGACCAUCCCAGGCAUCUGUGAAGGAUACCUCCUCAAGAGGAGAAAAUGGCCCCUGAAAGGCUGGCACAAGAGGUACUUUGUGUUGGAAACAGGGAUCUUGCGAUAUUCCAAAACCCAACAAGAUAUCACAAGGGGAAAGCUCCAUGGUUCAUUAGAUAUCAGCCUUGCAGUCAUGUCAAUCAACAAGAAAUCCAAUCGUAUCAAUUUGGAUGCAGGAGACAUUCUAUAUCACAUGAAGGCCAAGAGUCAUGAACUGUUCUACAUCUGGGUGACCAAGCUGAGUGCCCACCGCAUGUUCAAGAAGAAUGAGGCUGCUCAAGUGCACAAUGGCUUCCUCCAGGCCUUGUCCCAGGGCACCAGUGUGGCUGGACUAGCACAGCGGAACGGCAUGCAGGACGUGUCUUCCUACCAACACUACCAAAGCACUACAGGCUCUUACAUGGGUGAGAUAGCUGCACCAACACUGUCAGAGUUUCCCUCGGUCAACCCUGGGGUGAAUGGGAAGGUGUCAGCCUGGUUACAACAGACUCAUGACCCAGACAGCUGUGCUGAAGAGCUGAACCGUUGUCAAUUGGACCUGUCUGAGCUGAACCGGCUGGUCCAGAGGCUGCAGUCACUGGAGGGGGGGCAGCAAACCUUCACCAAUGGAGAGCUGCAGCGCAUCAUCAGCAUGCAGAAUCUUUCCCUUGAGAAACCCAAGAAGUCCAGGUCUGGCAAGAUAUGGGGUCACUCACGCACAAUGUCAAGGGUGGAGGCCCUCGGAAUGGUAAGACAGCCUUUUCGUGGGAUUACAAAAUCGCUGUCCUCCAGUCACCUGAACAGCUCUUCCCAACUGGGUGCGUCUGUCCCCUCCCUCCCAGACUAUGUACCCUCCAUCCCAGACUACGUCUGCUCCCAGCUGUCCCCUCCCACCAACACCUCUGCUGAAGGCAAGAAGAUCCAGCAGGACAUCUGUACUUUGUCCCAAAGAGUGCACACGUCCCUCAAGUCUGUGCAUGAGGCCUUGGCCCAGGAGCGUCAGAGACUGCAGGACACUUACCACCAAUCAACCACACAGGCUGAGACUGCAUCUGGGAACCAGUCCCGCCGCACGCCCUCAGUGACAGACUCUGCAGCAGAGUAUUUUGAUGCGAGUGACGACGUCCUGAAUGGGAGCUCCUCUGAGUCUGACGAGUCUGGUCUGAGCGACAGGACCACCAGCAACUCUGAACCUGAGGAGGGCCAUGCUUCGGCCACUCGUGAGUACCGUGCCAGCAUCUCUAAGGCUCCCAACAGUGUUGUGCCCAUGAACACUGGCCGCCGUACCACUCUGCCUGCCCACUGCCCAGAGAAUGCCCAUGUGGGCCUGAUGCAGAUCCUCUACAACAAUAUAGGCAAGGACCUGUCCCGUGUCUCCAUGCCUGCUGCUCUCAACGAGCCUAUCAACCUGAUACAAAGACUGUGUGAGGAGCUGGAGUACUCCGAGCUGCUGGACAUUGCCAACAACACACAGGACCCCUACCAGAGGAUGGUCUACAUUGGUGCCUUUGCCAUCUCUGGUUAUGCUACAGCUCACUACCGCAACCGCUACAAGCCCUUUAAUCCACUGCUGGGGGAGACCUAUGAAUGUCUGAGAGAGGACAAGGGCUUCCGCUACAUCAGUGAGCAGGUUUGCCACCAUCCCCCCAUCUCUGCGUGUCACGCAGACUCAGAUAACUUCUCCUUGUGGCAGGACCAGCGAUGGAAGAAUAAGUUCUGGGGAAAGUCACUGGAGAUCAUGCCAACAGGGAUCGUGAACGUCACUCUCCCAAGGUUCGGGGACCACUAUGAGUGGAACAAAGUAGUGACCUGUGUCCAUAAUGUCCUGAGCCAGCAACGCUACCUGGAGCACUAUGGGGAGGUUAUCAUCCGUAACCUCAACAGCAACGCCUGCACUUGUAAGAUCACCUUUGUCAAGUCCCGUUAUUGGGGGUCGGACACCAUCAAGAACGAGGUGCAGGGCACUGUGCUGGACCAGACUGGGAGUGUUAUCCACCGGUUCGGCGGGUUGUGGCAUGAGGGCAUCUUCUGUGACACUUUUCCCACUCCGCAGUGUAUCUGGAAGCCAAAUCCCCAGCCCAAGGACUACUACCUGUAUUACGGCUUUUCCAACUUCGCACUGGAGCUGAACGAGCUCACCCCAGGCUUGAAGCCUCUUCUGCCCCCCACAGACUCACGCCUUCGCCCUGACCAGAGGAUGCUGGAGGAUGGGAGGGUGGAUGAUUGUGAUAAGUUUAAAGAAGAAGUGGAGGACAUGCAGAGGGAGCGGAGUAAACAACUGGCUAAGAAAGGACAAGAGCACAAGCCACGCUUCUUCAAGAAAGCCGUGGAUUCCUCUGGGAGGGAUGUGUGGCUGACCAACGGAACCUAUUGGAAAUUCAGAGAGAACCCGGGGUUUGCUAACACAAACAACCUGGAACUAUGGUGAAGAAACGCACUGGGGCCAUUUGGUGGCCUGCGAGAAUCAAAUGACAAAAUUACCCAAGUCUGUAUUGAAACCCAGAGGAUACGUGGUGGGAAUUGAUGAAGGCUUGGAUGAACUGUCCUGAGAAGCCCACCUUCUAUCAUCACCAUCUUAUAUGCACUCCCAAGACAAAGAAAACUUCCAGGAAAGUCUGGAAACUACUUGAAUCCACUGAACAGUCAACAGUGAACAGUCAAGUUGAAAAUAGUUCCCAGAAUCCCCUGAAAGUGUAGCAUCACCUGUUCCAUCACCUGAAAAGGAUAAAGAGAGACUUUGUUCAUUUUUCUAAUGCAUUUCUACUGGUACUUGUAUUGUCCAUUGCAAUGUAGUUACGAUCAUUCCCUAUUGUUUGUGUACAUUUAUGUUCCUCUAUCAAGAUGCAUUUGCUGUCCAGAGCAGUGUUUCCCAACUCCUGUACUCGAAUACCCCAAAAAUACACAUUUCUGUUGUAGCCCUGGACAAGCACACCUGACUCAACUUGUCAACUAAUCAGCAAAGCCCUCAAUGAGUUGAAUCAGGUGAGUUAGUCCGGGGCAACAACAAAAAUGUGUGCUGUUGGGGGGUACUGGAGGACUCGAGUUGAGAAACACUGUCUAGAGCAGGGGUAUUCAACUCUCUCAACGAGGUCCGGAGCUAGCUGGUUUUCUGUUCUACCUGAUCAUUAAUUGCAACCACUUAGUGUGCCAGGUCUAAAUCAGUCCCUGAUUAGAGGGGAUCAAUGAAAACAAUCAGUGGGACUGGCUUCGCGGUCCAGAGUUUGAGUUUGAGCGGCCUCGAGGGGUGGAAGUGUGAGGUUAAUUUGCUCAGGUCAAGAAAACAUUUACUGUGGACUAAUAUUCAUAGAUUGUAUAUUUUGAAAUGUGUAUUUUAUACUCUCUGGGCUGAAUCCUAACUAGAUUUUUGUGUUUCAACACUUUCACAUAAAUCUCCCAAAGAAAUCUAUGCAUGAUUCUUAGUUAUGUGAGUGGAUCUUAAGUUAAGAUACGACCCUUUAUGAAUUAUUGUUGAAUCAUAUUUAUUUCAGUGGCACUAGUGUAUUAAAUACCUCUCUUUUACAAGAGUUCAUUUUAGUAAGUCAAACAAUUUGACAUGGGAAUAUAACGGGGCGGCAGGGUAGCCUAGUGGUUAGAGCGUUGGACUAGUAACCGGAAGGUUGCAAGUUCAAACCCCCGAGCUGACAAGGUACAAAUCUGCCGUUCUGCCCCUGAACAGGCAGUUAACCCACUGUUCCUAGGCCGUCAUUGAAAAUAAGAAUUUGUUCUUAACUGACUUGCCUGGUUAAAUAAAGGUAAAAUAAAAAAUAAAUAAAAAUAACCUAUAACUUGUCAUCUAGCUUGCAUAAAUUGUGCUUUUGAUUUGUGAUUUUAGUUAACACUAAUAAUGCUAUUGUGAUGAUUAAAGAUAUUUCUCAUGAAAGGGGUUACCAAGUCAAAACUGGUUGAGUGGGAACUGAAUGUACUGUACUCAUCAUAAUUAAUCUGCUUUAUGGUACCUUUGAUAAUGGUGAAUUAUGAGUAUAAUCAAAUUAUGAUCAAACUAGACUUAAUAUCAACAUGUGUAAUAUACAGUAGAAUGGAUAUAUGGCUAUUAUUCAAUAGUUUGUAUUUACAUUCAAUGAGAUACCAAACCAAACAGUUGUGAUUUAAGAUAUUUAAACUUUAAUUCAUGAAUAGAAAACAACAGUACAAUACACACGUAAGCCACCUUUAAUAAAUAACAUUUUUUCCCCCUCUGUUUUCUGCCAUUCAAGUCUUUUUUUUACAUUAGAUUAAAUCAAACACAAUAUUUUGCAUUUCUCUACUGCAUUCCUGAAUCAUCUGAGUCUGUAUCCCUUUCCAGCCUCCUCGGACUGAUUGAGUUAAUGGUGAUUUAUACACCUCUAUAAAACAUGAGGAUAAUUCAUCUCACAGAAUGGAAGGUGCCCUACUCCAAGACAAACAGUGCACAUUAAACACAAAGGAAGAUGAUUCACUAUCCAAUGUUGGAUGGAGAAUUUGACCUUUCAAGUCUACACCUUAUUCUCUAAGCCUUUUAAAGUCAUGAUUACUUCUGUAGACAAUGGCAAUCCCAGGGGACUACAUUUCCCAUUCACAGGUUUAUUCUGAUAUUGGGGACAUGAACGUUAAAGGAUGGAAAAUAAUCAUCGGUUAUGGAGUGUUUACGGAAGAUUUCUAUUGUCACGAGUUGGGUUUGUUUAGCUCAUUGUAAGGAGUAAGAUUACCACUAGGUGGCAGUCCUGAGGAGUCCACACCACACAUACAGAAUUCUCUAUUUCCCCCAACAGAGACACUCACUAGCUGUCAUGUUAGUGCAGGUUCAGUGCCAGUGUAACAUACAAAAAGAUACAGAGUAAAAUGUCAGUACAUUUCCAUAGUAUUUGAUAAAACCAACGUUUUUAAUUGCUCUUGCCAUAUUGAACACCUUAUAAAUAAUUGCACUUAAAUAACGUAAAUAACUCUAAUUUUUAAGUUAAGAUAUAUUAAGAAACCUCGUCCUUUUUUCGUUUAAACUGCUUAAGGGUAAAACCAAAAUGUUCAGGAAGCAAUAUAAUAUUUUUGUACAGUGUCCAGCAUAAGAAAACAUCUUGCUUGACUUUUCAAGUUCCAGUUUAUUCCCUUUCCCUAUUUAAAAACAUGAAGUCAGUCCAAUGUCCUGUGCGAGACCUUUACUGUGCUGCAGCAUUAUUCCAUUAUGAUGGUGUCACAGUUGUCAAGAUUAGUUCCGUUUAGGGAUGUUUUUCUGUUUACAAACAUACUUAAUAUAGAGUUCUGCAAUACCACAGACCUGAUUGUCUUUUCCAUCCUAUUGCUCCAGUUUUUGUCAGAGAAUCCCUGAUUAGCCUGACACAAAUGGCAGAAUUUCCUUUUGAAAGU